UCCAACGUGCUCUCUCGUCGUCUUCUCCUGCUCUUCCUGUAUUUCCCCCUGGCUGUCUGUGGCUCCCGUCACCCGUCUGUAGUGCGUCAGUCGUCACAUUCUGAUACUCCUGCUGUCUCACUCAGUUGUCACGGAUCGUCAAGAGACUAAAGAUGACCUCCCUGGUUUAAUGGGUCCAAUCGUUGGGAUGUCGCCGGAUAAGAAAGCGGAGACGCCGGGGGUGCAGGAGGACAGGGUGGGGCUAAGGGGUGUGUGUGGGGGGCCAGGGACUCUCCCGGAGGCGGAGUGCGGCGCAGCCAGUCCCCUGGCCACCAGUUUGGACCGGGGUUCCGGGGGCUCUGAAGACGAGGAGCUCACAAACCUCAACUGGCUCCACGAGAACCUGCUGCAGAACUUCACCCUGGGAGGGCCGGGCGAGGCCGGCGGGGCCCAACCCAGCGCCAGCCCCCUCUUCGACAUCGAGGGUGACCCGGGGGGGCCACAGAACGCAUCCUCUUCCUCGUCCUCCUCUUCCUCGUCCUCUCAGAGGGACUCGUUGAAGUCCAAGCCUCCGCUGUCUUUCUCCCUGCUGAUCUACAUGGCCAUAGAACAGAGCCCCAGUAAGAGUCUGCCGGUCAAGGACAUCUAUGGGUGGAUCCUGCAGCACUUCCCCUACUUCUCCUCGGCCCCCACUGGCUGGAAGAACAGCGUCAGACACAACCUGUCACUCAACAAGUGCUUCCGCAAGGUGGAGAGGAGUCUCGGCAAGGUGAACGGUAAAGGAUCUCUGUGGUGUGUGGACCCAGAGUACAGGCCCAACCUCAUCCAGGCUCUGAAGAAACAGCACCUGCCUGCAGUGCAUGCCUUCUGCACACCUCCAGCCUCCCCACCCAGGGCCUCCUCUCCCCCCAGACACCUCUUCCUUCAGGGCUGCUCCCUGAAAGAGUCUGACAUAGACGCUGCCACUGCCAUGAUGCUCUUAAACUCCGCCCCUGGUCAUCAACACGCCAACCCAUGUGACCCAGACAGUCCACUGGACCUGUCCAGACCUGACUCGGUGCUGGUGAGCAGCGACCCGAAGCAGGACCACAACUACAGCAGCAUGGCCCUGCAGCGCUGCUCCUCGCGCUCCUCCUCCUCUUCCCUCUCCUCAUUGGAUGAAGGAGGACCCUCUCCCAGCCACGCCCGCCCCAGGGCCCGCCCUCGGCGUGCGGGCAGUGAGGGCUUCCAUAGCGACGAGGACUCUGACCUCGGGGACGAGAGGGGCGGCCGCACCCACCCCCAGCCAACUCCACGCCGCUCCUCCCCUUCGUCCUCCUCCGUGAAGCGCCCGGCGGGUAAAAGGGCUCGGCGGGAGGUGACGGUCAAGCCAGAGCUGGAUGAGGAGCUGAAGGAGGCAGCUGGGUCUCUGCUCCACCUGGCUGGGAUCCGCACCUCCAUGGAGCUCAACAAACACAGUGCCAAGAGCAAAAAACUGAACAGGAAAUGAGUGGUCGUACCCCGUGAUCUCAUUGCCCUCAGACUCCUGCCCCAGUAACUCCUGACCCCUGAUUUAAUUGUGUCCUGAUUGGUCUUGGUUGUGCCUCUUACUCCUUUUCUGAUCAUUUAUUGGCUGCUUUUGAGCCCUUUUUUUUUUUUUUUUUUUGACACAUGAUGGGGUAUCCCUUCCUGUCCAACACAACAAAUGGCAAUAGUAUAAUUCACACAGGAGAACAAAGCCAUAUUGAGACUUUAGUAACUGGGGGGGGGUCAGGAUGCUGGGGUGGGCUUGGGGUUUUCUGGGGACUGCUGAGGUGAACCGUCACCCAUCGAUCCAAAACAAACUGCCUGUUGUUUCUGAGGGCUUUGCCGAAGAUCCUUGCAAUUUAAAGGAUUUUUUUUUUUUAUGGAUAAAGAAAGACGGGAAAAAAGCUGAAAGUUUUUCUAACUGAAAGCGUUGCAUGCUUCCUCCUCAACCUGUAUCCUCUUCCAAGUGAACCUAUUUAUAAGAGAAUGAGUGCAUGUGUGUAACAAAGGAAACCUAACCUCUGCUCUCCUGUCGAAGUCAGUAUCUCCCUUUUCUGUGCUGAAGAACCUAAAAAAAAAAAAAUACAAAUAAAAAAAACAGUUUUAUGAUAGGCAACAACCUUGGUCUAGAAAUAUCAUACAAAGAGAUGCAAUAAUUGAUCCUUAACCUUAAACUGCUCUUUAUAUUUGUUUCUUUUUUCAAUGUUGGUAUUUUUCCUGGUUUGAUGACGACACUGCCGUCAAAAUCAAUAGAUUCUAGGGACUGUAUUGGAAGUAGAGAUGAUCAAUGACGCGGUCUGUUUGGAAUAUCGGAUCAAUCUUACCGCAGAGCUGAACUCGGGACUAUACCAUGUCAGGAUUAAGCAGCAGAGAGUGAACAUUGAACUCUGCUACUGCCCUGUUAAACACUGGAAGAAAACCAAGAUGGCUGACCGCGCUAGACUGGCAUGGUCAGGAAGAGUCCUCUCUAUUCUUAUGCUCUGAGAGGGAAAAAGUACAUGGUCAUGCCGUCUGAACAUACCCCUCUGUAGUACUCUUCCUUCUCAGGCUCCUCUCUUUAUGUCAUAACAUUCAUCCUUUGUUUAUUGUGUGAACUGAGAAUUUACAAUAUUGAUGAUGCAAGUCUCUUGUUUGGGUGUCCUAUAUAGACUAAUCUGGCAGAUUAAUGUUGUAACCAUAGUGAUCCCAUGACACUGGCAGGUGUGUGGCUACGUUUUAAAUCGUGUAUUACUAGUCACAACUACUUUAAUGUUAGUAUUAAGGACAACUGUAAGGAUGUAGAGGUUAUAAUAGCAAUGUAGUGAGUCUGCCACCGUAACGCUUCUCCGUAGCGCUUUGUUAUUUUGGCCGACCCUGAGGCAAAGUUGAGGCCGUGUUGAGAGCAAGAGAGGUCUUGCUUUGUCCUGUUCCACAUAAAGGAAAUGCAGCCGGAGGAGGGAGGGCAAAUGGAGAACUCCUCCCUUCCCAGUACUGGGCUGUGUUUACUGCCAGUGGACUGCAAUGAGUUCAGUGACAGGAAGUACAGGAUGUUACAACAGAGCUGCCCGAAGAGCAGAGGCCACAGAGUAGUUGUGUUAAAAUGUGCAUCAGUAAGCAAAAUGCCAAAAGUUGUCAUGAGCCAACUUAAGUGCAAGUUAAGAUAGAUUGCAUACAGUGCCAAAAAAUUAUUUAUUCCACAGAAGUGAAACUAACGAGGGCGCUGCGAGCAUGUUCCUCAUCUCACCGUUGUGCGAGUGACCGUAACCCGGGCCGGCUCCAGGCAUAAGCGACGUACGUGUUCGCUUAGGGCCCCCGGCCGCAAGGGGGCUUUCGACUGCUAGGGAGCCCCUGACAGAUAGGGGAGAGGGGGCCCCAAAUCCAGUUUUGCUUAGGGCCCUCAAAAGGCUAGAGCCGGCGCUGACCGUAACAUUGUUGCUCUAUUUUUCUAGAAGCCCACUAACUGGAAAUGUAGGAGGGAAUUCCUGACCUUGUGGACCCGGUCUGACACAAAGUGUAUUUUAGUUGUUCUGGAAUGGGAAUCGCAGCAUUCUUAGAAUGGACAAGUUUCUACUUAGAAUUAAGAUGGGCAUAGAAUCCUCUAGUCUUACCUGGCUGUGAAUGAAUGAAGAACAAAAUGUUGUUCAUUAAAUCAUACAUUUAUUUAUAAUAUUUAAUUUAUUAUGGACAAUUAAAUGGAACUUCUAUCAAAUAAUGGUAAUUUGAAAUCAGUGGAAAGCUAAUUUUCUUUCUCCCCUCUGGUAAAUACUUUUUAUGGGACUGUUUUAUUUUACUGCCAUAGACCAAUACUAUCACUAUCUGUUAUAGUGAUUACGUGCAUCUCAGAUAGUAUUUUGCCAAUGUACAUUAUCUUUUGAGAGGUUCCUUUUCAACUGAACCAUUACUGCCAAGAUUCAAGAUGUUCUGUGUUGUUGUAGGACUGGAUAAAGACACUUCAUUAACAUAUUGAUCCUGAACCAUUGUUUUGCCAACAGUUACGCCGUACAGAGAUGGCUAGGAUUGCCAUCUAUUGAGGACUCUGGAAAGUUGAUUUAAUCAAAAACUUUUACACCCUUCAUCUGAAUUUGUAUUUUUUUUAUGUUUAGAUAAUAUUUCCGACUGCCCGAAAUAGACCAUAAACAUUCGCUGGUACUCCUUCUCUGUUGGGAUACCGCCUACAUCAACAUUGUUAUACACACCUACUGCCACCAAAAACCCACAUUUCUGAUGGUUGCCCUCGGGAUAUAGUCUUGGUGCCGUCAUGGACCUGUCAAUAAUUCAGGACAAUUUACAGUGAUUUGCUCAUGCUGUAGCACUUGUAGCUAAAAUAAAUAAUUUUCUAUCAGAUUCAAAGCGAAGUUGAUCCUGAGUCUCUCAGUGAGUGAAUGUUUUUUGAGAUUUACAAGGUCUAUCUGCAUGACAUGGAGUGCUAAGACUUAACAAAUAAACACCGUGGGUUACCCCAGGCCAGGUAUUGUCACUUUAAACAGUGACACGUGCUAGACUCAAAGCUGCGCAUAGGAUUGCUUCAUUGUUUGGAAACUUAUUGAAUAUUGAUUGUGAUUUUUCAAAUUCUGUUGCAAUUUCUUGAUUAUGAUAAAGCAUUUUGUUGUGUUGAACUAACUAAAGCUGCCAACCCAGUAUCGGUCAGUAUCAGUCAUCUGCCCUGUCUGUUAGACAGACACACCUUUUGGUUUUUGUAUGCUAACCUCUGUUAAUAAAAAUGUUUAUAAAGUUUAUUUUCGCCAAAGAUAUGCAAUUGCAUUAUAUAUGGUAUUACAAAAUAAAAUGUUCUUGUUUUAUCAUU
Messenger RNA from Esox lucius (northern pike), 4768 nucleotides. RefSeq names its product forkhead box protein N2. NCBI's taxonomy places the organism in Eukaryota, Metazoa, Chordata, Actinopteri, Esociformes, Esocidae. Gene Ontology annotation, biological process: regulation of DNA-templated transcription. The transcript is spliced from 5 exons. The record is from RefSeq and is a predicted model, not a curated record. The coding region runs from base 170 to 1468 and encodes 432 amino acids. Gene Ontology annotation, molecular function: DNA-binding transcription factor activity; cis-regulatory region sequence-specific DNA binding. Gene Ontology annotation, cellular component: nucleus.